AUGCAGAAGCUCGACAAUGGUACUGCGCGCCUUUUGCUGCAAUUGUCAACGUUCGAGCUGGCGGCGUACUCGAUGAGCGAACCCCGAGCGCACAUCCGCAGCUCAUCGCCACCGCAAGGUACACCGGCACUCACGACGAAGCAGCAGCGACAAGCGACGUUGCUACUGAGGAGAAUCGACCGCGCACUCCAGCAGGACUCCACCCAUCAAUACGACGUGAUCCUCCGUCUCAACGAACACAAGCGCCGGCUCGAAGCUCUGAUACCGCGAUGCAGGCUUUUGGAGUUGCCGGCAGAGAUUCGCGAAGGAAUAUUCAUACUUGCGGUCACGGAAUGGGGCCCGGUACCCGGAGAUGACUUCAUUGAGAUGCCACCGUCGGAGGUUAGUGAUGCGCGAAGAAGAGUGCCGUUGCUUGAGAAGCGAGCAGUCCGGAUAGACAGGCUUAAUCGACCUGCGCCACCAGGACUCACUUGCGUCUCGCGACAGCUCCGAGAAGAGACCCUCCACCUCUACUACAAGCACAACACAUUCGAGCUCUGGCGACCCUUGUACUGGCUGCCCGACUGGACCUGCAGCACCUUCAUCGAUUGGUUGACCAUGCUAGAGGAGAAGAUACACUGGCUCCGAGACAUUGUCCUCCUCUACAAGCACGAUGAUGAGAUGGAGCACGACCUAGAAGGCGCUCUUGCGUACGAAGGAUUCCAACUCCGUCCUGGUAUCAUCACCAGCACCAAGGAGGUGUCCGAAUACGAGAUAGCUUCUGCGCAGUUUGGACUUCCGAAACACUUUGGCAGCAAGAAAGGGACGUCGCGGCGGAUCCGUUGGAUUGCGUCCUCCGGCGGGGGAUGA
Zymoseptoria tritici IPO323 is the source of this 849-nucleotide messenger RNA. RefSeq lists its product as uncharacterized. Bases 1 to 849 code for a protein of 282 amino acids. The record is from RefSeq and is a predicted model, not a curated record. NCBI's taxonomy places the organism in Eukaryota, Fungi, Ascomycota, Dothideomycetes, Mycosphaerellales, Mycosphaerellaceae. The transcript has 2 exons.